Theobroma umbraticum is the source of this 1257-nucleotide messenger RNA. NCBI's taxonomy places the organism in Eukaryota, Viridiplantae, Streptophyta, Magnoliopsida, Malvales, Malvaceae. The record is from RefSeq and is a predicted model, not a curated record.
UAUUACAGUUAAAUGAAACUGGUGUUUCUUUACACUUAUAUAUUCUCUUCCUGUCAACAUCUCUUUUAUUUCUAACCUUUUUCUAAUUUUCGGUAUGUUACUUCUUUGUUAAGGAUGAAAAGUCUAUAAAUAAUUCCAUCAUAAAUUAUUCCUACACCAAAAUAUUAUGGAGAUUGCACAAAGCAGAGAACAUGCACCCCUUUCCCAUAAGGAAUAUAAUUCUGGACAAGAAGAAGAAGAAAAAGAAGCAGGUUCACCCCAUGAGGCUUUGUUUCUUGUCUUGGCCUACCUUCCUUUGUUUGAGCUUCUUGCCAUGAGUGAAGUUUGCAUGUCUCUGAGAGAUGCAGUGGAAAAGGAUAUACUGCCUUGGCUAAACAUAAUUGUUGAAAGCACUUUGAACCUGCGUUGCUGCCUGAUGAGGAUUCUGAUGAAAGUUGCUUCGAAGGCAAAGAGGCUAAGAACCUGGCUAAUCAACUGUGCCUGGAUUAGUGAUAGAGGGCUACAAAGGGUAAUUGACAAAAAUCCUUUAUCAACAAGAUUGUACGUACCAGGUUGCACUGGCUUAACCCCUAAUGGAGUAAUAAGGGCUGUUCAGAAGCUAUCCGAGCACCACCACAGCCUAAAACGCCUGCAGGUGAAUGGCAUCUACAACAUGAAGAAAGAACACCUGGAAACUCUUCACCAUUACCUGCUAACAAACCAAACAAAGCAGCAGGUUCAGCAAAAGCAACGGCCUCUCCUAUAUCAUAAUUUCAGAAAGUUUCUAGCAUAUAGAUGGGAAGAAUUUGGCAGAAUCAUUGAUGUGGAAAUCUGUCCCAGGUGCAGUGAAGCAAGGAUGGUUUUUGAUUGUCCUAGGGAGGAAUGCAGAAGCAAGAGAGAGAAAUAUUCACUGAUUGAUUGUAGGAUGUGCAAGUUCUGCAUUCCAAGGUGUGAAGAAUGUGGUAGGUGUGUCAAACCUGAAGACUUGGAAGUGGCUGUUUGCACUGAUACUCUGUGCUCAGAUUGUUGGUUUCAGCUUUCUAAAUGUAAUUUUUGUAACAAGCCAUGUUGUGGGCAACAUGCAGACCUGCAGAUUAGUUCCAGUGGCUCAAGUGGGUGGAUAUGCGGUGUUUGCCAUGAUCAAUUCCUGACAGGUUCAGAUGAUGUUGGGCAAUGAUUUUUCUUGCAUGCCAUUAUUUUUUGAGGCAUACGAUUGAUAAAUUAAUGGAAUUGUGGCUAUUUUAUAUGUUUUUAUUUAUACAUAAACCACAAUCUUGC